Messenger RNA from Ambispora leptoticha, 1209 nucleotides. The record is from the annotation of a GenBank genome assembly. NCBI's taxonomy places the organism in Eukaryota, Fungi, Glomeromycota, Glomeromycetes, Archaeosporales, Ambisporaceae.
AUGGUUGAAACCGAAAAAUACAACUCUUUACUCACAGAGUUGGAGAUCAAAAAUCAAGAAGAGUUUCAUGAACUUAUCCAUCAACUUGAAGAUGCAGAUCUAUUCUUCGAAAAAUUUCUUAAGCACAAUAUAGAAGAAUCUGAAAAAUUAUUGAGAAAGAUAAACGCGGAUGUCCGUGCAUUAAGUGAAUUUCGUGAUAUGCCCGAAGACUCGAAGAAAAUGUCGUUGAUGAACGCACUAGAAUACAGGAGAGAAAACCAAAAAUAUAAUGUUUAUCUAUUCAUCGAAAAAACGGAUGUUAGCGAAAUGCUCCGAGACCUUGCUUCAUUUACGGAAUAUGGAGUAUUUCAUGUAGGCCUGGAAAUAGAUGGUAUCAUCAUAGAAUGGGGCUGUGGUCCUGCAGGCCAAAGCAUCGUGUAUCCAAGAGUUGAUGAAAGAAGAAUACUGGCCCAUGUACGAUUAAACUACAAAAGAAUGAAUCCCGACAGCGCCAUUGUGAAUGCUUGUAAUAAAAAAAUAAAUCACAUUAUCGAUAGAUUGGGAGCCGGGAAUCGUAUCACUACCUCUGUAUUAGACACGCUUUUAAGUCUUAUAUAUAGGUUAUUCUACCAUUUAGGAACCAUAAAGGAGGACAAAUUAAAAAUUAUUGCUGAAAGAUGUGUUUAUUACAAUAAGACUCAUAAUUAUCACUUUCUCCGGAAUAAUUGUCAACAUUUUUUGGAUCAGAUCUUAAUAGCCAUUGGCUUAGAAUUCAAACCAGAAGGGGAGUUCAAAAAAUUCAUGGACAGGAUCAAAUACAAGGGCGAUGGUGCGUUCCGAUUCAAAGAUGCUGUAUUUAAAUCAAGAAUGGAACUUGACAGAUACGCAGACGCUCACUGGAAUAGUCUUGAAAACGAAUGGGAUAAGAAGUUGCUUAUAUGUUUUUCGGACAUGAUGGAACGCAUGUAUGAACGUGGUAUAGAUGUGUGGGGUCCUAUGAAUUUUGAAAAUUGGGAACGAAGACAUGAAGACUUAAAAGCGUUGGUAACAACACCAGGUGCUAUCGCUCCAGCAAAUGUUGUUGUUGGAGCAACUGUUGAAAUUGUUGCUGUUGUUGGAGCAACUGUUGAUAUUGUUGCAGUUGUUCUUGAUUUUGCUGCAGCUGCAGGUUCAACACGAAGGCUGUGGGCCCUCAUGAGGUCCUUUGUUGAUUUGGUGAAGGCGGAGUAA